Messenger RNA from Triticum turgidum subsp. durum (durum wheat), 630 nucleotides. Lineage: Eukaryota; Viridiplantae; Streptophyta; Magnoliopsida; Poales; Poaceae. The record is from the annotation of a GenBank genome assembly.
AUGGUAGUGGUUCACGUUUCGAAGGUGAACUUGACUAAUACAAAACCCUUCAGGGUUGUCGUGGUACUAAGGGUCUUUGGACUUGACGGAUCCGAUGCCUCCGGGCGUAGUGCUACAAGUUCGUUUUCGGAGAGUGUCGUGGUACUUGGUGUCCCUGUAGUCGAACUUGCCGGUCUUGGCGUCCAACACAAAACAAUGCCAGGGGCCUCGGGAUGCCAGCAGCAAGGAGGCGAUGGUGGUGGUCAGCCGCACGAGAUGGUCGGCAGCUUGAGCGGAGGCAGACCAACAAGGCGCUGGCUAGGCCUUGCAGCAGAAGCAAACCACGCACGCGGUUGCGCGGGCGCUCGGUCAACGCUGGAGGCCAGCGAGGCAGAGGAGGUCGAACGGGCUGCCGGAGAGCAGAUGCAGGGGAGACAUGGCGGCGCAUGGUGGUGGCUGCGAGCUCCUGCGCAGGGAAAGGAGAGGGUAGCCUGGUGGUGGUGCUGGUUGCCGACAGGGGCGACUCCUGUCGAGGCCAGGAUUUACAGGGAGAAGAUGAACAUUAAUGGGGGAGUGAAAAAUGGCACUUGCCAAAAGAAAGAAAGAGAAGGAGAGGUGGUGAUGAGUGAAGGGGGGAAGAUGAUGCCAUGA